AGCGGGCGGCUCUUCCGCGGCAUGUGCGCGGGGCUCGGGCUGCCCUGAGCGGGGCCUCUCGGCGCGGAGCCGCCGCCAUGGGGUUGGGGCUGGGGCUGGGGCUGGCCGCGGUGCUGGUGGCAGCCGCGCUGUGCGGGAGCGGAGCGCUCGGCGGGCGCGUCCUCAGCGGUCAAAAGGUGUGCUAUGGUGGCUUCAAACGUUCCUGUUACAAGAUAGCUUAUUUCCAGGACUUGUCUAGACGCGUGGGCUUUCAGGAAGCCCGCCAAGCUUGUGAAAUGGAUGGUGGGGCUUUACUGAGUUUGGAAAGUGAAGCUGAGCAGCAACUAAUAGAAAACAUGUUACAGAACCUCACUAAGUCAGGCUCUGGGAUUUCUGAUGGUGAUUUCUGGAUUGGGUUGUGGAGAAGUGGUGAUGGACUGGCCACAUCAAGUGCUUGCCCUGACCUCUACCAUUGGGCUGAUGGAAGUAUUUCACCCUUCAGAAAUUGGUAUACAGAUGAGCCUUCCUGUGGAAGUGAAGCCUGUGUUGUCAUGUAUCAUCAGCCAACUGCAAACCCUGGUCUGGGAGGGCCAUAUCUUUAUCAAUGGAAUGAUGAUAGAUGCAACAUGAAGCACAAUUUUAUCUGCAAGUAUGGUCCAGACAAUGUCUUAGAAAAAGAAUUAGGAGACAGAGCAGAGCCAGAUUACGGUAUUUUUCCAACAGUGCCAGCAGGAAAUCCAUAUGACACAAAGAAACCAGAAGAUCAGUAUCAUGUUAUAGCUACUGAAACAGGUAUAAUUCCAAAUCUAAUUUAUGUCGUAAUACCCACUAUACCACUACUACUGUUGAUACUGGUGGCUUUUGGGACUUGCUGUUUCCAGAUGCUUCAUAAAAGUAAAGGAAGAACAAAAACAAGUCCGAACCAGUCCACACUAUGGAUUUCAAAGACACCUAGGAAGGACAGUAGCAUGGAGGUAUAAUGAUUUACUGACUGAAAGCAAAGCAAAAAUAAUAUUUUGCAGUUGGGCUGUAUUGUAAUGUCGUCGGAGAACAUUAGCUUGGAAUGGCUUGAAAAUGCAAGGGAUCUACAAGAAUGAACUGUAAGCUCCCCCUUGAGGCAAAUGUUCAGAUCAUUUUUUAUAAUGUUUGAUUAUUAAUUCAGUAACAAAAUAUGCCAUGCUAAAUAAAGGAUAUGUGUUUAUUUUGCUAAGAGAUGUAAGUCAGCUAGUUGUGAGUAAUGAAAUGAAAACGCAUUUGAAAUUUUUAUGAGGACAUAUCUACAAUGUAUAUCAAUUUUAAGAUAGAUUGUUUGUAGUUAAACAAAACCUUCUUGUUUUCUUUAAUCUCUUAUGCAUUGUAACCUAGUUGAUGUACUGUACAUGGAACUGACAAUUUUGCAGUGUAACAAUUAUUUAUCUUUGCAUAAAUGUUUGAUACAAAAUAUUUGUUUAGUAUUUAUUUGCACACUUACGACAGUUUUUGAUCCUCAGGCACAAAUUACUUUGGUAUACAUAAACCAUGCUUGCUGGCAGAGACUGCUGCCAUAUUUCAACAUUCAUCUGCUGUGACAAAAUUCAAGGAUUCAAAAAUGGUUUGAUCUUAUAUAAUGAAUCCAUUUUACCAGGGAGUGACCACCAUAUCUUCUUGAUGUAUUGGUCCAAGGCCAACAUAAAUCACUUGGCAAAUGAUAAAACAUUAAUGAGAUACUUUUGAAUACAGCUCUUAGUGGUUAAGCAAAAUAUUUUUUUCUUAAAGAAAAUACAAAUUUCAGUA
Molecule: messenger RNA, 1752 nt
Organism: Numida meleagris (helmeted guineafowl)
Lineage: Eukaryota; Metazoa; Chordata; Aves; Galliformes; Numididae
Gene: CHODL
Product: chondrolectin
Exons: 7
Coding region: 78-959 (293 amino acids)
Biological process (GO): positive regulation of axonogenesis
Cellular component (GO): cytoplasm
Source: RefSeq, a predicted model, not a curated record